Myxocyprinus asiaticus (Chinese sucker) is the source of this 2335-nucleotide messenger RNA. It is a transcript of the gene asmt2, whose product is annotated as acetylserotonin O-methyltransferase 2. The coding region runs from base 309 to 1355 and encodes 348 amino acids. Gene Ontology annotation, biological process: melatonin biosynthetic process; methylation. The transcript is spliced from 9 exons. Gene Ontology annotation, molecular function: acetylserotonin O-methyltransferase activity. The record is from RefSeq and is a predicted model, not a curated record. Lineage: Eukaryota; Metazoa; Chordata; Actinopteri; Cypriniformes; Catostomidae.
GAGGUUUCAACUAGGUCCUGUGGAAGGACAACUCCCAUAUGCGUUAGCACGCAAUGUCAAGUGUACUGAGUCGUAAGGGAACUAGAACGCUCGCAUAAUAAUCCCGUCGCGCGCUCGCGGUGCAGGCGGAAUCGGGUUCAUAACCGCCAGAUGUCACUGAAACAUUAAUGAUUACAGGGACACGGGCAAAGAGUGAUGUUUUCGUUUGUCAUGAGAGGACUGUCGGAAAAGAGCCUUUGCAGUAGAAAUAUCUAGAGAAACACUGCAUAUCAAAACCUGCAGGCAUUGUUUGGAAGAGUUUUCUCAUCAUGGCUGAACAUUUAUCCCAGAGUGAACUGGACUACCCUUUCAAGCUCUUAGAGUAUUUCAAUGGAUUCAGGAUCUCCAAGGUGAUAUUUUCAGCUUGUGAGUUAGGGGUGUUCGACAUUCUCCUCCAGGCCCAAAAGCCCAUGAGUUCAGGUGAGGUGGCACAGAAGCUUACGGCCAAUGAAGGUGGCAUAGAGCGAUUAUUGGAUGUGCUGGUUGCAAUAGAGAUUGUAGAGGUGGAACAGUUACAUGGGACAGCUUAUUACAGCAGUACAGAUGUUGCUAAUCUAUACCUGGCCAAGUCCAGCCCCAAAUCUCUACACAAUUUGAUCAUGUAUUAUUCUCAGACCAUCUACCCUCUCUGGAACAAUCUGGUAGAUGCUGUAAGGGAAGGAAAGAACCAAAAUGAGAAAACCUUUGGCCUCCCAUCUGAAGAGAUUUUCUCCACCAUAUACAGGUCAGAAGAAGAGAUGCUGAAGUUCAUGGGUCUGAUGAACUCUACAUGGGUCAUUGAUGGCCAUGACAUAGUGACUGCAUUUGAUCUUUCCUGCUUUAAGUCUGUUGUAGAUCUGGGGGGCUGCUCUGGUGCAUUAGCGCGUGAGCUGGCAAAAGAGUAUCCUUCCUCCACUGUCACAGUUCUAGAUCUCCCAAGUGUGGUCCAAACUGCUCAGCGACAUUUCGUCCAGCAAGAUGACACCAUUCAGUUUCAAGAGGGGGACUUCUUUGAAGGAGAAAUCCCUCCUGCAGAUCUGUUUAUUCUGGCUCGGAUUAUUCAUGAUUGGAAAGAGGAAAAAAAUCUCAAGCUACUGAAGAAGAUUCAUAUGGCAUGUUAUCCAGGUGGAGGCAUUCUGAUCGUGGAGGCAAUGUUGUUUGAGAACCGGCGGGGUCCAACUAUGGCCCAGAUUUUCUCUCUGAACAUGUUGGUCCAGACAGAAGGGAAGGAGCACCCUCCAUCUCAUUACACACGUCUGCUCACUGAGGCGGGAUUCAGGGACGUGCAGGUCUGUCGGACUGGAAAAUCGUACGAUACUAUCCUGGCACUCAAAUGAACUCGCAUUGAGCCCCUUUCAGUAAUCAGACCCCUUCUGCCUCAUCUCCAGACCUGUUGUGAUCAGACACUCGUCAGUAAUCAUGCAUAUGUCUGACAUCUGUUGUUCCACCGUGGCCUAGUUUUAGGUCUCCUGUCCAAUCAUAAAGCAGUAUUUUUUCCAACACAGACUGAGCCUAGUCCUGAAAAUUUCUACCAAAAUGCUCUUACUCUAGUAUUGGAUUAGGUCUAUCUAUUUGUGAACCUGGCCCUUGAGGCCUACAGAAGUGGUCUGAGAGGGGGUGGGUUGAGGAGCGCUUUUGGAUUGGCUAGCAAUGUGUGAAAAAUAGGCUCCUCCCUCCAUCCUGUCCAUUGUACAGUACGCCCAUGCACUGCUGUCUUGUUGACACAUGGUUAAGUGUGACCUCUAUUGGUGAUUUUCUGCACUAACACACACAGCACACACACACACACACACACACACACACACACACAUACACACACAAAAUAGUUCUUCUAAUGUACCAAAAACCCUGUUGAUUUUUAACUCAUACACAGACCUUCCAUUGAAGGUCUACAUAUAUCAGUUCCUGUCUUCACCCAUUUCUGCCUCACUUCAUUUCAAUGGUAUGAAACAGGGCCAGACAGAAGUACUAAGUUGUUGUUUUUUUGUCUAAUAUUAUUAACCAUCUCCAGGAUAAAUGGGAGGUCUCUUGACAGUUGUCAAUUGCUUGUAAAGAUGCAGAUGCAUUUUAUUUUUUUUAAUCUUUAGUUUGUGUACAAGUACUUUUUUUCUAGUGAAAACAUGCCACACCCUUGACCUUUGGCCACACGUUUAUUUUUGUCCAGGAAUAACAUACUAAUAAAAGGAAACAAUGAACAAUGCUUUUUGUUGCUAAGUAAUUCCUUGUAAAGCUUGUAUAGCCUACUCUUUCAGCAAUGUUCAAAAUGUUCAUGGCACACCUCACCUACUAAAAAGGUCAAAUAAACAACUCAAAUGCA